GGAUUGUCGGCUGUCACAUACAGUCAAGCACUGUCAUCUGAAUAGCUGUCAUUAACAGCUGAUUAAAAUUAAUCGUCCUCUUUUAACUAAAUUGAACGAUUGUUUUUUUAUCAUUUGUAGAUCAUAAUAACUUACUGAAAUGCCGAAGAAGAAGACCGGUCAACGCAAAAAGGCGGAGAAGCAAAAACUGCGACAGAAAGAGAUCCGCAAUGCGCGCGAGCACGUCGACCUGGCGCAACACCCUUGUAACCUCGCCAUGGACUGCGAUAAAUGCCAGAAGAAGCAGAAGAACCGUGCCUUCUGCUACUUCUGCCAGGCAGUGCAGAGACUGCCGGCCUGCGCUCACUGCGGCAAGGUCAAAUGCAUGCUCAAGGCUGGUGACUGUGUUGUAAGACAUCCUGGGGUCUACACCACUGGGAUGGGGAUGGUGGGUGCUAUCUGUGACUUCUGUGAGGCAUGGGUGUGCCACGGGCGUAAGUGUCUCAAUUCUCAUGCAUGCACCUGCCCACUUAUGGAUGCCGUCUGCUUGGAGUGUGAAAGAGGUGUGUGGGAGCAUGGCGGGCGCGUGUUCCGCUGCUGUUUCUGCCAGGGAUUCCUGUGCGAGGAUGAUCAGUUCGAGCACCAGGCUUCUUGCCAGGUGCUGGAGUCUGAGACAUACAAGUGUCAAUCAUGCAACCGUAUAGGCCAGUACUCGUGCCUGCGCUGCAAGACGUGCUUCUGCGAGGAGCAUGUGAAGCGUCGCGGCGUGAAACUGGCGGACCGGCGCGCUGCUCCGCCGUGCCCCAAGUGCUCAUACCCCACAGCACUCACUGCGGACCUCAGCAUGUCCACGCGUUCCCAUCGCUACGGCCGACAAGGCACCGCCCCUGCCGAGGAUGACGACGAUGGCUACUCCGGAUAUGGGGGAUAUGGUGAUGAUGGAGCUGCAGAAGGUGGUGACUAUUCGUAUUCUUACUCUGAGUCUGAUGACGAUGACGACGACGAUGAUGAUGAUGAAGAUGAAGAUGAUAGCGAUGAUGAGGAGGACGACGAGGAGGAACCCACCACCGCCGCUGCCGGAAGCACUAAAAAAUAAUCUCACAAACCAAUACAUUUUAUUAUAAUAUACGUUUAUAAACAAU
This is a messenger RNA of Manduca sexta (tobacco hornworm), 1121 nucleotides long. RefSeq names its product zinc finger protein 330 homolog (gene Noa36). Gene Ontology annotation, molecular function: zinc ion binding. Lineage: Eukaryota; Metazoa; Arthropoda; Insecta; Lepidoptera; Sphingidae. The record is from RefSeq and is a predicted model, not a curated record. Gene Ontology annotation, cellular component: nucleus. The transcript has 7 exons. The coding region runs from base 140 to 1075 and encodes 311 amino acids.